AUGUAUUUACAAAAAAAUCGUACCCAACUUACAUGGAAACAAAGAAUCAACAUAAUUCAAAAUAUAAUCGAUGCAGUUUUAUGCCUUCAUUAUGAAAAUUCGAUUCAUAGAGAUUUGCAUUCAGGAAAUAUCUUAUAUUCAGAAUAUAGCGAUAGAUGGUAUAUUAGUGAUUUUGGAUUUUGUGGACCUGCUGAUAAACCAUUAGGAA
Messenger RNA from Funneliformis geosporum, 208 nucleotides. NCBI's taxonomy places the organism in Eukaryota, Fungi, Glomeromycota, Glomeromycetes, Glomerales, Glomeraceae. The record is from the annotation of a GenBank genome assembly.